Cylicocyclus nassatus is the source of this 3923-nucleotide messenger RNA. NCBI's taxonomy places the organism in Eukaryota, Metazoa, Nematoda, Chromadorea, Rhabditida, Strongylidae. The record is from the annotation of a GenBank genome assembly.
GUAACAACCAUACUCUGUUAUUAGUUUCAAACUUUUGCGAGGAAAUCGCUAUGCCCUUGUAGGUCCAUCUAGUCCUUCCAUGUCACUAGCACUGUGGCAUGCAGCGUUCCAGAAGCAACAGUCAAAUGUCCAACAUGGUAAUGAAGAACUAUAUCUGGCGUAGCAUGAACUCGGUCACCAGCUCUACCGAUGCUGAAGAUUGGCUCGAUUUAUCCGACACUGUUUCCCUCCCCUCACUUUCUCUCGAUGACGUACUGAACGAGGUGAGCCAUCUCGAUGACGAGCCAUUUGGUAGUGGACUGUCAGAAGAUGUAGGGAUCACCCCGUCUCCGAUCCCUGUACCAUCAAAUUAUAAACUUGACAACGCUGUAAAGGCAGUUCGGCUUGAGUCUAUAUCACAUCAACUGGUAUCGUUUCGGGCUAAAAACGGGUCAGCGGUGGCAAUUGCUCAUAGUGGUAAUCACACCGCUGUAGCGACAAGCAAGGGAUCAUUACUCAUCUUUGAUGUAGAGGGUCGCUUGGAGCGAUUUUGGUCUGGUGGUGAUGCAGAUGGUUCGGCAUCAUGUGUUGCAUUUUCCGAGGGUGGAAAACAUGUUGCAGUUGGUUACAGCAAAGGUUUUGUCAAGGUAAUCAAUGUGAGUAGCGGAGCAGUUGAGGAGCUGAUUAGAGAGGCAGUUCAAAUUGGUCGUGGAGUAUUGCAAGUCCUCUUUCUUGACUAUGGUCGAUCUAUCCUCACUCUGGAUAGCGGAGGAUCUGUUUUUGAGAUACAUGUCCGCAGCAGAUUCCAAGUUAGGAAGCCAAAGAUACGCUGCAUAUUUUCGGGGUGCAACGGUGAAGUGCUUCAUAUGAGACUGUUGGGCCACUCCUUGCUUGCAUUGCUGACUGUUUCAAAGAUUCUCGUGGUAUCUACGAGGAUGGGUGGAUCUAUUGUUUGUGUUUUUCCUCUUGAAAUAAACACACGUUUUCCACCACUGCUCGACUAUUUUGAGGAGAGGAAAACAAAUGGAGCGCAUGGUGAUCUACGAGUGUGUGUGGGUAGAGGGCAAGCACUCACUUUGUUCAGAUUGUUACCACGCAAUGUUGGUACGCCUCAGAAAGCUGCCGUACUACUGCACAAAAUACAACUACCACAGCUUGCUGUAAAUCUUAGUUUUCUGUCGAGGAACUUCUUGAUUGCUUUCGAUGAAAAAGGAAAUUGUAUGAGCGUAAAGGAUAACAAAUGCCUGAGUGCUUUGGAUGGCAGUGGUUGUCGAGUUCCGCUAUUCUUUUCCACAUCAGAUUACAAGGGUUUGACCACCGGCGGCAAUGUGAGUCCUGCUAUGCAGUGCUUGGCCGACAGAGCUUGUUAUCAAUCCAUCUGCAAACGCCGCUCUCACCAAUCAGUCAUAGUGCUUUCUCAUGAUGAACUGUAUGAAUUGAGCAUGUUAUCUGAAGAGGAUCAGUUAGAGCUCUACCAAUCGCGAGGCGACUACGUAUCCGCGUGCUUAUACCUUCUUGAUAUAUACCGUGGGCGGAUAAAUGCUGAAAAGGAUUUCAAGGAACGCCUUCCGCGGUAUCUUUCCGAGCAUUUGCGACAUUUAGUAGACUUGGCAAUGGACGGCUGCAAAGAGGGCAAAGUAUCAGAGCUUGUUGCACAUUAUAAAGCCUACAUAUCAAUACUUUUGACUGUAUCUGUAGGAACAAAAAGCUUCCAAUGUCUGUAUGAAGAUAUUUGGCCAAGAGUGGAGCGUGAUGUGAUAUCGCGAUCCAUUUUCCUUGAAUCUUUGGAUGAAUUUGUACUGGACGGUUCUCUGGAAUCUCCACCUCCGGCUCUUGUUUCGGAGUAUUUGAGUCACUUAGCCUCAGAAGGUCACUUUUCGCAACUCCAAUCCUCAGUUGUUCGCUUUCCGAUCGAAUGUAUUGAUAUACAUUAUGUCAUGUCUACCUGUAAGCAAAAUGGUCUUUAUGAUGGUAUAAUUUAUGUUAUGAACAAAGCAUUUGGUGAUUACCUAUCACCAUUGGAGGAGAUGCUGUCUGAUGUCUCAUCUUUCGCAUCUCAUGAGGUGUUGUCGGAUGCGGAAGUGGAAAGAGGCAACCGUCUUCUGCUUUACUUGCACUGCUGCCUUACAGGGCAUGCCUAUCCGUACGGCACUCUUCCUCCAGAACUAUCACAUUCCAUUCCCGAAGAGGUCUACCGCUGCAUCACGUCACUGAAAGGAAAGGACGGAACUUCGACAACAGCAAAUUAUCCUUAUCUUCGCCUCCUGCUGCUGUUUGACGCACAACAGUUUAUACACAUGAUCGGGACGUGUGCGGACGCUGUUGUUUUUCAAAGUGAAAAUAGAUUGCAAAGGCUUAUUGAGAUUAUUGGUCGUCUGUCAGCGGAAAUGCGAGAUGAAAGCGCACUUGUACAGUUUCUAUUGCUUAUCAGCCAGCUAGCAGAAAUCAGUAACAUUAUAACUCCCACAGAGAUCGUCGAAGAUAUUGUCACCACUCUUAUGCGAAUGGAUUGGCAUCACCCAUCAGCGGAAUUUGCUGUUGUGGAGACGCUACGAACUACACCACAGAUUGACAGAGGAAGUAUCUUGAGGAUGGCUACAUCUCCCUUCAGGAAAGGUGUCUGCACAUUUAUCUACUGUGGAGAAAGGAAAUUCGUGGAGCUUAUUAGGAGUUUCAUGCGACAUGGCGAUCACGAGGGCAUCUUCGCCGUUAUUCGUCAAAUCUUGCGAGCAGAUUUAUCCGAGAUGGAGUUACAAGAGGUAUCGAAAGUGGUAUUUGAAGUGAUUCCUCAUCUGGUUAGCGUGAAUGCUGAAGAAUGCGCUCGUUUGGUGAUUGAAUGCAUGCCUAACUACAUCAGUGAAAUCAGACCGCACACAGAAGCAGAGAGGAAUGCCUGCUACCCCCUGUUAAAAGCUGCAUUCAAAAUCAAACGGGAAAAUCAUGAAACCUUUAUGCAAACAGAUGAAGAUGUUGAGGAUUUUUUGUUCGGGAUAGUUUUCGAAGGUAUGGUGCAGGAGAAAUCUGAAAAUCUAGAUGAACUUUUACAAGACUGGUUACUUUACUGGCUGCCCACUGGCUCAAGGACAGAUUUCUGUUUGAAUAUCGCAGCAGCUGCUGAAUGCGUGAAAAGCAUGAUAUUAUUGAUGGAAGCUCGUGGUUUGCUGGCCGAUGCUUUUGAAGUGCUCUUCAAGCAAAUACAGGAAAGCAAGAAAGAUCAGCACCGAUUUGUGUAUUGGCUGGACAAGGGUCUCACCUUCUGCAGUUCACACUCUAACUUCUCUCAUUCGCGAGGAUGGCUGCUGAGAAUCAUGCGCGCAGUCACAGGAGCUGCAGUUGAGGAAAAUGCCGUAGAUGUGGAAUUCCGGUUGCGUUCUCUAGCGAACGGAAUUCUUGAAAAUGGAUCAGAGAAUUCUUUAGAACUCGUUGAAUGCUUGUACGAUUAUCCCUCAUUCAAACAAGGCGUACUGAGCGACUACUCUUCUUUGAUCUACAAGAUACUGGGCACCUGCUCUCACGAGACUUUCUUGAUGAAACAGCUCCUUUUGUGCAUAAAUGAAGAGAGCUCUGAGGAUAUGCAUUUUCUCGGAGCCGAACUAUGCCGAAAAGUCCCUGACGUUAUUGAAGGAAAAUGUAGAAUUUGUCGCUUGUCCGUAACGAAAGCUGCAUACAUUUUCAGCUGUGGGCAUACAGUUCACAUGGAAUGUGACAGUGGCGAGCGACAGUGCCCAUGCACUGCGGCCAAGAGCAGACUCGUUCGAAAUCAGCAAGAACUUAACGCAUCAGUCUUGGACCCACUCUGCCGGCGAAGGUUACGAGACACUAGGGACAUCUUCGAUAAGAGGUAUCAUCCUCAGUUAGAUUUAUACAGAUGUUACUUCACUAUACAUACUUGCUGAAUGUUAUUCACUGGCCUUAUCAAUGAUAAUAUGAUUGCGGGUUUCCAC